Molecule: messenger RNA, 5031 nt
Organism: Candidozyma haemuli
Lineage: Eukaryota; Fungi; Ascomycota; Pichiomycetes; Serinales; Metschnikowiaceae
Product: coatomer subunit alpha
Exons: 2
Coding region: 1-5031 (1676 amino acids)
Biological process (GO): intra-Golgi vesicle-mediated transport; intracellular protein transport; carbohydrate metabolic process
Cellular component (GO): COPI vesicle coat
Molecular function (GO): hydrolase activity, hydrolyzing O-glycosyl compounds; structural molecule activity; protein binding
Source: RefSeq, a predicted model, not a curated record
AUGAAAGCUUAUUACGUUUUUUUCAUAGCUUUCUUCGCCAGCUUCACCGCUGCUGCUGACUGGAACCCAACCUACUGUAAUGCAUCCCAUUCAUGUCCUGAAGACCUUCCAUGUUGUUCUCAGUAUGGUAUGUGUGGCACAGGCUCGUACUGUUUGGGUGGCUGUGACAUCCGUCGUUCCUUCAAUAUGUCUGCUUGCAUGCCUAUGCCCCGUAUGGAAUCCUUCGAGGAGUCUUUCAAGAACAUUGAUCACGUUGAAAAACAAGACGAAUAUUUGGGUAACUACACUGAGGCCGACUGGGUCUACACUGGUCAUGUUGCCAACCACGAUGAUUCGCUUUUGUUGCAGAUGCCUAAGAAGUCUACUGGUGCUGUGGUCUCCAGUACGAAGUACCUCUGGUACGGUAAGGUUGGUGCUACCAUCAAGUCUUCUCGUGGUAAGGGUGUUGUUUCUGCUUUCAUUACUUUCUCGGACGUGCAAGAUGAGAUUGAUUUCGAAUGGUUGGGUUACGACUUGGACAACACAGAGUCUAACUACUAUUACCAGGGUGUGUUGAACUACACGAACAUGAAGAAGCAUUCUAUUUCGAACACUUUUGAGAACUGGCAUUACUAUGAGCUCGACUGGAGUGAAGAGGAACUUUCCUGGUCCAUCGACGGUGAGGUUGUUCGUACUUUGACCAGAGCUGAGACUUGGAAUGAAACAACCAAGAGACACAUGUACCCACAGACUCCUUCUAGAGUGCAAUUCUCCUUGUGGCCUGGUGGAGGUGAAGGUAACGCCAAGGGUACCAUUGAAUGGGCUGGUGGUGAGAUCGACUGGGAUUCCGAGGACAUCAAGAAGACUGGUUACUACUAUGCCUAUGUGAAGAACGUUUCCGUUGAGACUUAUGACUUGCCUGACUGGGUCAAGAAGAACGUUAGCAACAAGACCAAGGACUACCAUGCGUACUUGUAUAACUCCACCGAUGCCAACGAAGAAAACAUUUUCUUGACAAAGAAGAAGACUUGGUUGGGUACCGGUGAUGCUACUGGUUUUGACCCUGAUAACGAGGAGAAGGUUGAGACAGUCUCGUCUGGUUCUUCUGUCAUUACCAGAACACUGAGCAGAUCUAAGGAUAGUAAGGUUGACGUUCCUACUGGAGCUGGUAACGGUGGCGCUGCUGGUAACCGUGGAACCACUACUUCGACUGCUGAAUAUACUGGUGGUUUCGUGCAAAAUUCUAAAGGCACUGGUUCUAGUUCUGACAGCACCAGCUCUGGAAGCAACAACAGCUCAGGCCCAAGCUCUGGUGCUCCAUCUUACACUGCCGAGAGAAUCCUCGCAUUGGCUGCCGGUAUUAUUGGAGCUGUCAAUCUUUCAUCUUACAACACCCGUGGCAAGAUGAAGAUGCUCACGAAGUUCGAGUCCAAGUCCUCAAGGGCUAAGGGCGUCGCUUUCCACCCGAAAAGACCCUGGGUCCUUGUGGCAUUGCACUCGCUGACGAUCCAGUUAUGGGACUACAGAAUGGGUACUUUAAUUGAGCGUUUUGAGGACCACGAUGGCCCUGUCAGAUCUGUUGAUUUCCAUCCUACCCAGCCACUUUUCGUUUCUGGUUCCGAUGAUUACUCUAUUAAGGUCUGGUCGUUGAACACCAGAAAGUGUAUCUUCACCUUGAAUGGACACUUGGACUAUCUUAGAACCGUCAGUUUCCACCACGAUUUGCCUUGGAUUUUGUCUUGUUCUGAUGAUCAGACUAUCCGUAUUUGGAAUUGGCAGAACCGUCAGGAAAUUGCUUGUUUGACUGGCCACAACCAUUACGUGAUGCUGGCUCAAUUCCACCCUACCGACGAUUUGAUUGUUUCUGCAUCUUUGGAUCAAACCGUCCGUGUGUGGGAUAUCUCCGGUCUCCGUAAGAAACACUCCGCCCCUACCUCGUCGAUGCGUUCGUUUGAAGAUCAAUUACAACGCAGACAAUUGCCUCAGCAGGAUAUCUUCGGCAAUGUGAAUGCCAUUGUCAAGUAUGUUCUUGAGGGCCAUGACAAGGGUGUCAAUUGGGCUGCUUUCCAUCCUACUUUGCCUCUCAUUGUUUCCGCUGGUGACGACAGAUUGGUUAAAUUGUGGAGAAUGAGCGAUAGCAAAGCCUGGGAAGUUGACACUUGCCGUGGCCAUACCGGUAAUGUGCUCUGUUCCGUCUUUCACCCACACCAAGACUUGAUCCUCUCUGUAUCGGACGACAAGACUAUUCGUGUUUGGGAUUUGAAUAAGAGAACUCCCGUCAAGCAGUUCAGAAGAGAGAGCGACCGUUUCUGGUUGGUUGCUAGUCACCCAAACAUCAACUUGUUCGCUACAUGUCACGACUCUGGUGUCAUGGUUUUCAAGCUUGAGAGAGAAAGACCUGCCCAUGCUCUUUUCCAGAACAAGUUGUACUUCGUGAACACCGAGAAGCAAAUCCAGGCCUAUGACUUCCAGAGAGAAGAGACUUCUAUGCCUAUGUUAUCACUUAAGAAGAUUGGUAAGACCUGGUCUGCUAUGAGAACUUUGACCUACAACCAGUCUGACAACUCGAUUUUGGUGACACACGGCGAAGGUGACAAUGGAAUGUACGCCCUCAUUUCUCUCCCGAAACAUGUCACUGGUGCUAUUGAACCAGCCGAUGUUCGUCUGGGUGAAGGUAACUUCGCUUGCUUCAUCUCCAGAAACCGUUUCGUUGCUUUUGUCAAGUCUUCGAAGGUCUUGUACGUGAAGGAUACUAACAAUAAUGUCACUAAGACUAUCCAGUUAGAUUCUUCUGUCAUCGAUGUCUUGUACGGUGGCCCAGGACGUGUCUUGUUGGUGAAGUCGCACUCCAUCAUCAACUACGAUGUUCAACAAAGAAAAGAGUUGGCCGAGUUGAGUGUUAACAACGUCAAGUACGUUGCCUGGUCCAACGAUGGCCAGUACUUGGCCCUCUUAUCUAAGCACACCAUCUCCAUCGCAAACAAGGACUUACAAUUGAUCACCUCGACGCAUGAGACUAUUCGUAUCAAGAGUGCUGCGUGGGACGAAUCUGGUGUCUUGUUGUACUCCACUUUGAACCACAUCAAGUACACAUUGUUGAACGGUGACAAUGGUAUCAUUAAGACUUUAGAAAAUACCCUUUACAUCACCAGAGUCGUGCAAAACAAUGUCUAUUGUUUGAACCGUGCUGGUCGUGUUGAAAAGCUCACCAUCGACCCUACUGAAUACAGAUUCAAGAGAUCUUUGGUGAACAGGAACUUUAACGAAGUCUUGAGAAUUAUCAAGAACUCCAACUUGGUCGGUCAAAACAUCAUUGCUUAUUUGCAGCAGAAGGGAUUCCCUGAAAUUGCUUUGCAAUUCGUGCAAGAUCCAGAGACUAGAUUCGACUUAGCAGUUGAAUGCGGUGACUUGCAGGUUGCUGAAGUUGAAGCUAACAAACUCAAGAACAAUGUUAUCUGGGAAAGAUUGGGCCAGGAAGCUUUAAAUCAAGGUAACGUUGAGCUUGUUGAAAGAAUCUAUCAGCAGUUGCAGUUCUUUGACAAAUUGUCAUUCCUCUACUUGUAUAAGGGUGAUUCAGAGAGGCUAGGAAAGAUGUCUCUUAUUGCCAAUGCUCGUUCUAAUCUUUCCUCGUUGGUUCAAAACACCCUUUAUAAUAACGAUGCCCAGACUAGAGUGGACGCCUACAUCAAAGCUGGUCAAUUGCCAUUGGCAUACACUUUGGCGAAGUCGAGUGGAUUGUCUGACAAAGCUGACGAGAUUUUGGCUGCUGCAGGUAUCUCUGAAAGUGAUGUAUCCUUGCCAAAGAUAGAUAGACCGGCUCAAUUGCCAACCCCAGGUCCUGAAGUGGCUGGUAACUGGCCGAUCAAGGAAACCAACGCUUCUUUCUUCGAGACUGCUAUGCUCACCGGUCAGGUUGAAGACUUGAACAUUGACAGCGACAGUGUCGUCGUGGAGAAGGAGACCAAGAACGGCACCCCUCUAGACUUGCCUGAUGUCGCCUUGGAUGAAGAUGCCGACGAAGAUGAUGGUGGAUGGGACAUGGAAGAUGAAGACCUCGACAUAGACGAAGACCUCGAUGGCUUUGGUGAUGAUGUCGUUGUCGGCGACGAUGAGCCUCCUGCCGCAAAGGUGGAGGGAGCAGAUGGCGAGAUUGCUUACUGGCUUCGUAAUAACAAGACCGCUGCUGGAUACGUCGCCGCCGGUGCUUUCGAGCAGGCUGCAUCUCUCUUGAAUAAGCAGCUUGGUGUUGUUGACUUCUCACCUUUAAGAAGCCGCUUUAUGGAGGUCUAUUCAAGCAACAAGUUGUACUUGCCAGGCUUGGACGAAUUGCCAGCCAUGAAGGACUACAUCAGAGAAGAUAACGAUGAAGACGACCCUAACAAGUUCAGACCACACAUUCCCGGAUAUAAUAGUUUGGAGGAGAAGUUGAGCACAGCGUUCAAGUUCUUCAGAGCUAACAAUUUGCCAGAAGCUAUCCAGGCUUUCCGUGAAAUUAUCUACACCAUUGCUGUCCUCAGUGUACAAGACGAGGAACAGGAAGCUAAGUGUGAAGACGUCUUGACCUUGUGUAGGGAAUACGUCUUGGGUUUGUCGAUCGAGUUGGAGCGUCGUUCGCUUGAUCCAUCCGAUGUCAAGAGAAACUUGGAGUUGGCAGCUUACUUCACGAGAGCCAAGCUCCAAAAUGCACACAAGGUGAACGCUUUGCAAGUGGCUAUGCUGGAAUCGUUCAAGAACAAGAACUUCACGAGCGCGUCGUACUUUGCCGGUGAGCUCUUAUCAAUUGUUAACUCAGGUGCUAAGGCAGAGAAGGCACAGAAGAUAAGAGCCAGGUCAGACUCGAUAUCGAGUGACGCUGUCGAGAUUGACUUUGAUCCAUAUGCUGAGUUUGACAUCUGUUGUGCAUCAUACACCCCAAUCUAUAAGGGCGAUGCAGUGGUGACAGAGGCUUUGGUGAGCGCCAAAUACAAGCCAGAGUACAAGGGCGAGGUUUGUCGCAUCACUAAGAUUACUAGCAUAGGACUGCCAGCAUCGGGGUUGCGUAUUCGCUUAUAA